Molecule: messenger RNA, 1755 nt
Organism: Cynara cardunculus var. scolymus (artichoke)
Lineage: Eukaryota; Viridiplantae; Streptophyta; Magnoliopsida; Asterales; Asteraceae
Exons: 7
Coding region: 1-1755 (584 amino acids)
Source: RefSeq, a predicted model, not a curated record
AUGAGUCAAAAUGUGUCCGCUGUUUUGCAAAAACAGUUACCACCAAAGUGUAAAGACCCGGGCAUGUUUACCAUACCUUGUAAAGUAGGCAAUGUCUCGGUAAAUCAAGCCAUGUUGGACUUGGGGGCAUCAAUUAAUGUUAUGCCAUAUGCCAUUUACUCAUCUUUGGAUGUAGGGCCCCUAAAGCCAACCGGUGUGGUAAUCCAACUAUUGGAUAGGUCUAUUGUCUACCCUAAAGGGGUAUUAGAGGACAUUCUUGUUCAAGUGAAUGAGUUGGUCUUUUCGGCAGAUUUUUAUGUUAUAGAUAUGGAGGAGAAAAAUGCCUCCAAGGCCGUGAUUCUAGACAGGGACUUAACUAAUGGAAGUUUUAAGAAGCUUGCCCAAGAGUACAAGCUUGAUGAUGAUUUUGAAGAAUUGGUGUCUUGGAUGGAGAAAGGGCAAGCACCCGAGCUAGAGUUGAAGACACUACCACAUCAUCUGAAGUACGCCUACUUAGGAGAUAAAGAGACCCUUCCGGUGAUCAUAUCCGUCACACUAUCACCGAAGGAAGAAAGAGAGCUUGUGGAUGUUUUGAAGGAGCACAAAAGGGCGAUUGGAUGGACCAUCGCCGACAUCAAGGGCCUUAGUCCCUCACUUUGCCAGCACAAGAUYCUAUUAAAGGAAGAGUACAAGCCAUUCAGAGAGGCGCAAAGGAGGUUGAACCCACCUAUGAUGGAAGUCGUCAAGAAGGAGAUACUCAAGCUUUUGGACGCCAAUAUGAUCUACCUAAUCUCUGACAGCAAGUGGGUAAGCCCGGUCCAGGUAGUCCCUAAGAAAACUGGCAUUACUGUGGUAGAGAAUGUCGAAGGUGAGUUAGUGCCUACCCAUGUUCAAACGGGUGGAGAGUAUGUAUUGAUUAUCGCUUUCAUUAGAUACCGGUGGCGAGAGAGGACCAAGAGAAGACCACGUUCACCUGCCCCUUCGGUACAUUCACCUACCGGAGGAUGCCUUUUGGUCUUUGCAAUGCACCGGAGACAUUCCAACGAUGUAUGGGUCAACCAAGGUAUAGUACUUGGUCAUGUUAUCUCGGAAAGGGGUAUAAAGGUUGACAAGGCAAAGAUCGAUGUCAUAAAAUCCUUCCCUUACCCCUCGAGUGUUAGAGAGGUCCGUUCUUUUCUUGGUCAUGUUUCUACCGGCGUUUCUUUAAAGACUUCUCGAAUAUCACUCGACCCCUUUGUGAACUUCUACAAAAAGAGCAAUCACGUCGUCGGAGAGGUAUUGGGACAGAAAGACGGUAAGAGCUCUUGUGUUAUCUAUUAUGCAUCACAAUCACUUGAUAGUGCACAAUGCAACUACUUAACCACCGAGAAAGAGUUGCUAGCAGUUGUUUUUGCUUUAGAAAAGUUUAGAUCUUAUUUGCUCGGCACUAAAGUGAUUGUGUUUUCAGAUCAUGGCGCAUUGAAGUACCUGCUCAAGAAGAAAGACGCAAAGCCAAGGUUGAUAAGGUGGAUUCUCUUAUUCCAAGAGUUUGAUUUGGAGAUUAGAGAUAAGAGCGGAGCUGAAAAUUUUGUUGCCGACCACCUUAGCCGACUAGUAUUGGAUGGAGAGCCAAGCCCACUCACUGAUGAGUUUCCAGAUGAGCACCUUUUCUCCGUUUCAGGCGAAAUCCCAUGGUAUGCGGACAUCGUUAAUUAUUUGGUUUCAAAGAGCUUCCCAGGUGGAGAAGUUGUAGCAAGAACAACUAGUGGUUCUGUUCAGUUACAGGUUCUUCAAUAG